Molecule: messenger RNA, 1150 nt
Organism: Medicago truncatula (barrel medic)
Lineage: Eukaryota; Viridiplantae; Streptophyta; Magnoliopsida; Fabales; Fabaceae
Exons: 7
Coding region: 54-800 (248 amino acids)
Cellular component (GO): chloroplast
Source: RefSeq, a predicted model, not a curated record
AUUAUUCUAUUCUAGUUGAAUGAUAAUGGUCUCUAUGCUAUGCUAUCUAUUCGAUGGCCAUUCUUUUAUCCACAUUAUUUCCCAAACUUGGCAUUGCCAAUACCAAUACCAAAUCCUUCAUCAUCUCAAAAGUACCCAUCAUCAUUUGUAGCAGCCUCAACCCCAGCACCUUGAAACGCCGCAACCUCAUUCUCCAAACUUCUCUACUCUGCUGCUUUGGCAUUUCUUCUCUAACUCUUCAACUCCCACCUGCUCUAUCUUCGGAACCCAAUUCUCUUCUUUCUACCAUCGAAAAUACUAGUUCUUGGUACCGUUUCUAUGGUGACGGGUUUGCUAUUCGAGUCCCACCUGAGUUUCAAGAUGUCAUGGAACCUGAGGAUUUUAGUGCCGGAAUGAAUCUUUAUGGGGACAGAGCAAAAGAGAAGGAAGUCGUAGCACGCUUUGUAUCUUCAGACGGAUUAGCUGUUCUGAAUGUUAUCACUCGGGUGACCAGUCAGCUUAAACUCACCUUCUUAGAGGCUCAGGAUAUAACUGGUUUAGCCUCCUUGAAGGAUGCUGCAAAAUUAUUUAUUCCAGGAGGGUCAAAAGUUUACUCAGCAAGAUCAAUAAAAAUUAAGGAACCAGGUGGUUUUAGGACAUACUAUUUCUAUGAAUUUGGUAAAGAUGAUCUGCACUUAGCAUUGAUGGCAGGCGUACGAGGUGGAAAGGUUAUUAUUGCUGGCGCAACUGCACCACAGUCCAAGUGGGACACUGAUGGUGUAACACUUCGUUCUGCUGCUAUAUCAUUGACAAUUGUGUAGCCAUUUCUUGAAAUAUUGUAACCGGGUAUGCCAACAUUUUUGUAUCUUGUAAGAUUGUUCGCUAUUUUAAGCCGAGAUUUAUUUAUAUACAAACUGGAUGGAGUAUAGAAGAUCAUCAAUUUCUUUGUAAUGAGAUUAUAUAUAUUUUGUAGUGUGUGUAUUUUAAAAUAUUACAUUAUAUAUUCAAAAUGUUUCUUAGUGUGAAGAGCCGAAGUCAGUUGGAGAUUUGUUCCACUGCUUCAUACUCUACACUUGAGUUUGAACAAUGUCUGAACCAGCUGAUGAGAGUUGGGAAUGGUGUAGUAUAUCUGUAACCAUUAAUGUGAUAUACAAAUAAUCAUUUUCAGAUA